AUGGGUACUAGUACGGAGGCAGCAACUGCAUCGUCCACUUUACUCACAGCAGCAGUCGGUAAUGAUGCUGAAAAAUUACAGUGGAUAGUGUUAAACCAAGUGGAAGGUGUGCAAAUGCGUGAAAUGUUCUGGGAUUUAAGUAAGGACGUUGAUGUGGACAUGCUGGCAUGCAGCGAAGCUGUCAAACUGUUGCGCACAAUGACUGAGGAGGAGAAAACACAGUGUUGCAAAGCAUCUCUUUCUCUACUUUCAAACAAGGAUAAUCCUCGAUACAUCCAUUAUGAAAGGAUUUUAUCUUCAAUAUUUAUGGCUGCUUGCAAUGAAGGCAUCCUUCCUCUUUCUGAUUGCUGUGAACUUCUUAUUCUUUGUACCAAUUUCACCCUUACGACGCCAGUGGAUCCACGCAAGUUUGAGUAUAUGCAGAAAAACUUGCAUCUAAUUGAUUACAAAGGGCUUCGAAACAUUUUGAAGUUACUUGUGGUUGAACGUAUGCAGGAAGUGCCUUCGACAAUCACACAUCAUCACCGCCAUAUGCUUCUGCCUGUAGAAAAUAUGUUACUAACGCUAAUCGAUCGGCAGCUAAAUCUUCUUCCAUGCAUUUUUACAAUUACUGAGCUUCAUCGUGUCUCCAGUAAUUCACGUGCCUUUCUUUUACCAAGGGUAGCGAAAAAGUUCAACGAUAUGUUUAUUUCUUUUCGGCCACUUACCGAAAUGGUAACAGUAAUCGGGCGGUCAUGGCUUUACCCCAUAGCCGCUCACAUUUCUUUCCCUGUAAGUACGCCAUCUUGGAAACUUGAGGUCACCACUACUCGAUUGCAUCAACGAGCUCAUCUUCCAUAUAAAUCCGAGCUUUUUGCUCCACAGUCUUUUCUGCUUUACACACUUCUUCGACAGCCUCGCGGAAAAGAUACACUUUCUUAUGUUAUGCGACAAAAUACGAACUUGACACCACAGCGACUACAGUGUGAUGAGUUGCUGCACAUGAUCAUUCUCGAGGCUAUGAGUGAAAUGGAAAAGGCAGAUACCCGCCUUGACGAUCCUGUAAAUCAGUAUCAGUGGAUGAACAUUACACAAACAGUUACAUUCUCACUACUCCAUGGAAAUGCCUCCUUUUCUCGCCUUCUUAAAAUAUUAUACGAAUCACUUUCGGAAACAGUGUACCGAAAAGGAAGAGAUGAACUAAUGUGGGUUAUUUUGCAAUACGUUGCAGUUUAUAUUGACAGAGUAUCAAAUGAGGAGAUGGUUCGCAUUGCCGAAAUUUAUAACUUACUUUACAGUGAUGAGCAGACAUGGUCUGGUGCAGACACAGAUCCGCUGUUGUUUGUCCGGUUUCUGGUUCCAGCUGCCAUCUGGAUACAUUUUUAUAAGAAAUUAGGUAACUCUCACACAGAGAUACUUCCUAAACCUUCCGAAUCCUUAUGGCGACAAAUACAGUUCCUGCAAGAAAGAACAGCAGAUUCAGAUCCCAAUAUUCAAAAUGUCGCUGAUCACAAUGCUGUUCUGGCUGCUGUUGCUAAUGCUUACAGCAGCGAUAUGCCGAACUUCCAGAAAUUGGUUUUAACAGCAGUGGAUGUCUUUUUGGAUGGAUCUCCGGAAGAAAUGAAUACAGUUUGGCAUCUUCCGCAUGGGAUCAUCUCCUACUCGAAAAAGACACCUUUACCACUCUCGUUGAUCGAUUCGUUGACUUUCCAUGCACGGAAUCAUUUAUUUCAACUUUGUUUGUUGAAACUCACAGCUAUGCUUUCAGUUCAGCAAACACAAAAAUUACCUAGUCCUGCAACAAUCGAUACACUUGUGCGUUUAGCAGUAACUACGGAAUUUGAAUAUGGUGUGAAGCAGGUACUAGCGUUGUUGUCAUCCACAUUAGCCUCAGUAAACAAAAACUCUAAUUUGGGAUCAGCACAGCAGGAUCGUUCCCGGGAUUUACUUUUUGUUCUUUGUGAUAUUCUUUCAUAUCGUUUCAUCAGUUAUCCAUUUCCAGUGGGAUCAAAGGUUAAUUUGAUGCUUUGGUGUUAUACAGCACUUGGAAACAGUCAAGUACAGAUGAAUAUUACACUGUGCUCGGCUCUGGAACAGGUUAUGCUGCGAUAUUGGAUGUGGAAUUCGCCACAAGAAAUGUUCUAUCUGAGCAAUGCUUUCCUUGGCAAACAAGGCAAGCUGGCAGUCAUAUUCAACACAGCUAAUUCAACAUUUUGUGAUCCACAGCAUGGGAAUGUUCAAAUUGAACGGCAGUAUACAAAUUCACAUGUAUCCCUCGAGUUAUUACGAUGCUUACUUCUUUCUAUGUUCAGAUCGCUCAAAAUGACAGGAAUGGAAAUGACCGCAGAAAUGAUGCAGCGUUGUAAUGUGAAUUUCUGCUGGCCCCUGUCGAUUAAUCGGACAUAUAGCUCUCAACUCAUUGGUUGUAAUGUGGAUGAUGGCGCUGCAGAUACAGUUGUAUAUGAUGAGCUUAUGCAUCGUGUUAUUCAAGAAGUGCAUCAAGUACAAGAAAUUAUUUAUGCACAAGGUUUGGCUGCUGAGGAACAGCUACUGAAGUUCUUUUCGGGUGAACGGAGACAAACGAUUUUCUGUGUUGUAUACAAUAUGCUGUUUGAAACAAAGAAGAUACAUCCAGUGAUUUACUCUGUGUUAAAUUCAAUGAACAGUAAGGAACUCACGGCAACGAUAAACAAAUUCACAGAUUAUUUCAUAUUUAUUUUCAAAAAGAAUCUUCCCUCAGACGAUCAGCAGUUUGCAGCAAUGAUUGGAAUUUUAAACGACAUGGCAUUUAAUUUACAUCUGAUACCGCUCGAUCGGCUGCUUACUUCUCUGGUUCUUCACCCAACUGAUGACGGAGCUACCGAGAUUGCUAUGCUCAUAAUCCAUUCUUUAGUCGGCUCGUAUCCUGAUUUGCAUAAUCGAAUUACGGCUUUGGUGCACAUAAUUCCAUCAAAUAAAAUUGGCAACACUAGUGCUGCAUUUUUUAAUAAAAUGUCAGAAUAUUAUUCGCAAUUUCCGGAACUGUCAUACAGAGAAAUGGAAGUAAAAAUGAGAAGGGAGAUGCAAAUUGAAUUAGGUAUGCGACCAAUGGAGCAGCCAACCGUUAAUCCAGAAUUUCAUAUGCCAAUUUACUAUGGUAAUAUUAUGGAACGCAUUCUUCCGAUUGUGGACAUUAUCUUACUCCGAGCGAUAGAAACUGUAGUUGCUGAUCAACUGUUCACGACACUAUUGAUGUGCUUCAAACCAUGCUACCGAUAUCAUCCGCAGCCAGCAGCUUAUAUGUACAGUGUGUUAUAUUGCUUAGACAAAACUAUCUCACAUACGGUUCGUGCUAGAGAUUUUGUGUUGGAAAUUUGUGGACAGCUGGAAGAUAGGGAUGGUAAAUAUGCCCUUUUAACGCCGUCAUUUAUUUCCGACAAUCAUCAAUUAUCAUUGCCGUCUCAGUUUUGUCAAGCAUUGGUGGAUCGCAUUUUGCAAGCUUCUAACUAUGCCCACCAGCCACCAGCUUUCGCUUAUAAAGAUUGGAGGUUCGCGGAGAUGCCACCUGCUGGACAAGCCCUUACUGGCGCAUGUAUCGAGCUGCUUGCAUCUCCACAUGCACCAGUUAUUACAGCCCAUGCGCUCAUUGAUUUGGUUUUUAUUCGGCCAUUGCACCAGCCAUAUGCCACUAUCAAUGCAGUUGCUCUGAUUUUAACGGCUCUGCCAGUUUCUUUCCAACAAGUUUUUUAUGAGCAUAUUGUAUCCGUGCUCGAUUCAGAGGCACUACACGGCGACCCCUCCGUUUGUUUCGGCAGUUUGGAAAGUGAAUGCUUCCUGCUUACCGAAAAUCAGUUACUAACGAAUCUUGCACUCGGCCAUGCUUAUCUUCAACACUGCAAUACAAGUUCACUGGCAGCUUUGCCUGAAUUUGUACGUGAUCAGCUUGCACCAAAAUUAGUCACGGAAGCGCAACUCAUAUUCGUACUUCGGCUCGUUGUGCCCAUUUUACAACGAUUUUAUGAUGCCAAAGAAAGAAGCAAGCAGAUACAGGAUCUCGCUGUGGAUGUUUAUAAGAUGACGGUGAAAGUAAACGAACGAGUAGGCGUACUGAAAUACGAGGAUUCAAUUUGCGAUUUUUUGUACCAUAUGAAGUAUAUGUACGUCGGUGAUUUUGUUAAAAAUGAAGCAGAGCAGGCAAUACAACGAUUGUCACCAUCUAUGCGAGACAAAUUGAAGUAUAUCUCACAUACACAAAUAAACACCACUAUUGAUCUUCCUCAUAAACUCGCUCCUGAUCUAAAUGCAAUAAAACGGGGCGUAUGGAUGGAGCAUGGUGCUGGAAGUCAUACUAUGCAGUUCUCUCAAACAAUGAAGCUUAUACGAGGGAGCUCUUGGUACUGGGGAAAUAUGUCAUGGAGAGACGCGGAGAAAGUGCUGAUGAGUCAGCUACCAGGAACCUAUCUCGUACGAGAUUCAGCUAGUGAUCGCUAUAUUUUCACGAUAUCAUAUCGAACUAAACAUUCUGUUCAUCAUACGCGUCUUGCACAACAUGGUGGAAAUUUUUGUCUUGGAGGGCCAAAUUCAUUGGUGAAAGCGAAUUCGUUAGUUUCGUUCAUCGAAAAUUCGUUGCAGAGCUGUGGUAGAAGGAGGAUCUGCAUGCUGAUGCAUCCGAAAAGUGAUAGCACAGGAAUCGAGAUCCUUGAACUAAAUCACUUGUUACAUCGACAUGAACUUCUACCGUCUCUGAAAUAUUUGUGUAGAGUGGUCAUACGUAACUGUGUUGAAAAGGAGCUACUUCCAUCUUUGCCUUUGCCGCCAAAUAUGAUUUGUUAUUUAGAGGACCCGAAAUAUUUCGUUCCUUCUUAUUUCUGGAGUUAA
This is a messenger RNA of Cercopithifilaria johnstoni, 4836 nucleotides long. The record is from the annotation of a GenBank genome assembly. NCBI's taxonomy places the organism in Eukaryota, Metazoa, Nematoda, Chromadorea, Rhabditida, Onchocercidae.